AUGAUAUCAACAGACGAGGCUUCGAAUGUCUCAACAAACAUUGAACGCGAAAUUUUCUCCAUUCAAUCUGAUAUCCGCGGAAUCAAGGAUGAGGCAUAUCGGGAGGGCGCUGCUGCGAACGCUCCCGGGACACCGUCAAAAAAGAUUUCGUGGCCCUUUCAAAGACUUGUCGCUAUUCAGAUGGACAAACAUCGGCGGGACAAGAACUUGCGAGCACAUCUACAGAAAGAGAAGACGCAGGAACAAUUUCGUAAUGAAAAACGAGAAGAGCAAUUGGACAAAGCGAUGAAGGGAGGACGAAGACCGACUUCGGUUGCACAGAAGCAGCAUCGCAAUAAGAAAAGCAUGUCGUCGCUUUUCAGUUUUAUGCGACUCAUUUCCAGUGCAUUCGGUGUCGAUAAUUCUCAUUCCCCUGUCCUAAGGAGAACCGCCUCUGAGCUUGAAUUUACUCCUUCCGGAAAGCCAACAUUAGUUGUGAACCUCAUGGAUUCCAGCGUUAACCAUUUCAUCAACAACGAACGUUCUUUCACCUUUAGGCUCGAUACUGAGGACGGCGUCUCCACUCAGGACGAUUACCAAAAGGCCUUUAGAGCAAAGACUUUUCGUGCCAGUGCUCAACUUGAUCCCUUCCAAGCACUCACAUGGGCGAUGCUAGAGCUGCAAGCUGAUUGCUUGGCGAAGCUUUAUCAACACUUCGAAUCCAACCCCGUGUCGUCAACCCAACCGCAAUCAACACAAUCGAGCAAACGCCCUCGUCUACUCGAGAACCCUGUGACAUCCCUGCUAAAAUCUGUGCAGCAACCUCCCAUGCGCAUCUACAAUUUACAAAUACUCUUGUUCUUCAUUGACCGACAUUGGAAUACUCCACGUGAAUCUAUGCAAUCAGAUAUCAUUCGCACUCUUCUGGAUCAUGUAACCAAUGAUGACGGGACUGUGCAGAGCUGGGCUUUCGUAUGCCUUGCUGCUCUAGCAUCUGCGGAUUGCGAUAAUGCUGCCAGUCUUCUCUCUUCUCAAACACUCUCCACCUCUGCCGUUCCUCCAACUACCAUCCAGACGAGAUACAUGACGAGUGUCUCUACCCGAGGUGCUUCCACUUGGGAUUCUGUAUGGACACAUGCGAUUCGCCGUACUAAUUCACAGAAUAUCGCCGGUGGCGUCGGCGUCCCGUUUGAAGUAUGUCGUGCCGCUUGCCACACCGCGAGUAUCUUGCUCGUUUACGCUAACACUGGCUCUGCCCGACAAUCGCUCGUCAGAUCUUCCCUUACCUCUCAUCGCGUUCUUUCCGAAAUCGAAACUCUUGCGAAGGAUCUAGAUGUUCAAGGUCCCGUUGCCCCUUUCGAUUCCGUUUGCACGUUUCUUUCGCUUUGCCUGAAAGUCGCAAAUCAGGACCUACCCUCUGUCAAGUUUGAUGGUAGUUGCCCAGAGUCUGCAUCCCCCAACGAAUCUUCGGACUUGAGAAAUGCCACUUUCAUGGCGCCCAUCCCCGCCGAAACGGACCUCGUGCAGCCGCAGUCCAGAGAACGUAAAAUCUCGGUGUUCUUCCUAAAAUGCCUCGAAUCAGCUCUAUCACCAUGGCAGGAAGGUUCAGACAAUACCAUAGUCCUUAGGGCUCCUGCGGCCAAGAGGGCUUUAGAUAUUGCUGUGGUCGGCCUGUCUUUUGAGUUCGUCCUUGUUCUGAACGGUAUACAGAGCAAUAGACGUGUCAUACAGGCAGCUUGCAAGUUAAUCACCUUGAUUGCCAAAUUACUUGAUCAGUCUCAGUGGAGUAUAGAGGAAAAAGGCGCCGUCCUUCUCUCAUUGGAACCUUUAGUCUGCCUUGACGCCGAAACUUACGAUGUUGCUUCUUGGACUGUAUUACUGCCACCGACCCGAGGUACCGGGAUCCGUUCUCAGACUCUGAAAUCUCUCCUGUCAAAUGAUGACAGGCGGCAGAAAACGUUGCGAUUGGAAAGAACGAAGCAUCUCAAAACAUUAUGGGGGAACCCUGACGUACAAGCCACCUUUAGUGGCAUCUCAGAAGUCUUCAAAGACAUUCUUAGAGUCGUGAUGGGCCAGCCUUCGAAAUUGCCCGCUGACGCCAUGGUUGUUGAUGACAGCUUUAGUACUGCUGGUCGCAGUCCAUCGCAAUCAUUGGGAGCCACAUUGGGUACCGCCGCUCAGAUUUCGGCAACCCGCCAAGUUGCAGGCAUCUCUAUCCUGUUUUUAUCUGUCGGUCCUCUUUUGCAGCAAAGCAAGGUCUCAAAAAUAGUGGCAAAACGGCGGCUCACUUACAUCGGGAAUUCUCCCAAGCCUCAGAUCGCGGACCAUAUUCACAACCAACCCGUCACCGCUACCAGGGAUCCUAAAGCAGUGUUUGGUGUAGAACUGAACUUCUUGCUGGAGCGAGAGUACGGUGGUAGUCCAGUACCUCCAAGGACCAUACCGUUUGUCGUUGAACCAUCCUUGGCUCAGGUGGAAGCCCGAGUUAACCAAUCGAACGGUACAAGUUCCAAAAUUGCUUGCCUUCAAGAAGCUUUCAAACAAUCGUAA
Molecule: messenger RNA, 2529 nt
Organism: Lentinula edodes (shiitake mushroom)
Lineage: Eukaryota; Fungi; Basidiomycota; Agaricomycetes; Agaricales; Omphalotaceae
Exons: 9
Coding region: 1-2529 (842 amino acids)
Source: RefSeq, a predicted model, not a curated record